Molecule: messenger RNA, 1322 nt
Organism: Colletotrichum navitas
Lineage: Eukaryota; Fungi; Ascomycota; Sordariomycetes; Glomerellales; Glomerellaceae
Exons: 1
Coding region: 744-1205 (153 amino acids)
Source: RefSeq, a predicted model, not a curated record
UUCGUUUUCAUGAACGAUAUUUAUAGUGACCUGAUCAAUACACACACCUUGGGAACAGCAUUCAUGUCUGUGCUAUUUCGCAGAAAAUGUACAACAGCGGUUUCCCUCACUUAUCUAACUUACUAUUGCGCUUAUUGCUUCUGCACUUGAUGCCCAUUGCUAGCUGAUGACUGCCAUGGUCGACAGUUCAUCAGUAACUAGUGAUUGGGCAUUAUUGCCAUGCUACAAGACACAGAGUCUCUAUAUUGUGUGACCUAUGCCUCGAUGCUGUGAGCCGCUACUCUGGGGUUCUUGCCCAGGUCAACGCCUGUUGCCCUUCCAGCCAGGUGGGUCAGUCCCAAUGUUUGUGUAAAUAGGUGGCUACAGUGCUGCAAGUCUAAUACUCUUUGACUAUAAAUAUAACACUAUGGCAGUUUAAGGAGACAUAAUAGAGUUACCCGCACCAAGAGGGGCGUUCACUGCAAGCAUACCUCAUGGUGUUUCUCAAUAGUUCUUGGCCUCUACCAGCUAGUUUACUCCACCUCGUCGACGUUAUUGAGGAACACUACCGCCGAAUAAUCGGCCAAAGUUUAUCUGGCUGUAAGUCAAGUUUCCAAGCAGAAAUCUCUGACGGUCUUGCGAUACAAUAUCAGCUACGCCGCUUUCUCUUGGUCACUUUAACUGGGAUCCCACGGAGUUUCCUGGAUUACAUUCGAAAGCUUCAAUGUAUGGAAAUGGAAUAACACUUUAGUCAGUGUUUCUCCAUGAACGAUGUGCCUUGGAUACGAUGCGAUGCUCGCUUGUUGAUUUCAAUUCCAAGUAAGCACAAAGCUCGUGAUGCACGUUGUUAUGCACUCAGAUGGGGAAAGCUUCUGGCUGGCCGGGGCUCUAGUGGACAUGUUGACACUCCCAUUGAGUCUCGUCAUUCGGCGAACCGCGGUAGCAAAGACGAUAUUACCCGCCACGUAUCCCACUCCAAGACGUAUCUCGGACUCAGGCUACGUCGAAAUAACAAGAAAGAAACGGAAGCAGCCACAUCUUCUGGUGGGUUUAUAGCCACUGGAGCACAGACGCUGGGGGACGAGCUCCCGGCGUGGGCGGCGUCCCUGAUGGUGUGGCUCAACUCGAUUACUCACCAAACACACCGACAGGCGGACGCUGUGUCUCUGGGCAAUCUCCGAGCAUUAUGGGCAAGGCGUCCGAGGGUACCGGCGAGCUUUUUGUAAUCUUCACGUGCGGUGCGGCUGAAUGCGCUUGGGGUUCCCAGAAAGAAAGGCAUGUAUAACAUUGAGUGUCGAGCGGAUUGCUUGUCUCGUUCCGGCCGAUAGAGGAUGAGAAAGUAG